Messenger RNA from Penicillium coprophilum, 1020 nucleotides. RefSeq names its product putative pre-rRNA processing protein (gene rrp36). The record is from RefSeq and is a predicted model, not a curated record. Bases 1 to 1020 code for a protein of 339 amino acids. The transcript is spliced from 3 exons. NCBI's taxonomy places the organism in Eukaryota, Fungi, Ascomycota, Eurotiomycetes, Eurotiales, Aspergillaceae. Gene Ontology annotation, cellular component: 90S preribosome; nucleolus. Gene Ontology annotation, biological process: maturation of SSU-rRNA from tricistronic rRNA transcript (SSU-rRNA, 5.8S rRNA, LSU-rRNA).
AUGGCUAUUUCCGACAUGCUCAAUCGCCGAGUGCGAGCUCGGCCAGAUGAAGAUGAGUAUUCCGAGGCAUCAGGUUCCGAUGAGGGCUCACAGGCUGGCUCUGAUGCCGAAUCCAACGGUUCCAUCCAAUCACAGUCAGUUGCUUCCGACUCCGAAGAUGUAGGCACAGACUCCGAGUCCGAAGCUGGCGACUCAGACAAAGAAGAAGAACCUGAAUCCGACGACGACGUUGACGACGACAACGACGACUUCAAAGCCUCACUAGCAGACAUCUCCUUCGGCGCCCUCGCUAAAGCCCAAGCCUCAAUGCGCGAAAAGAACCGCAACAAGCGCACACCGAAAGAUGACACAGCAUCAACAGUCGACGAAAUCCGCACGAAGCUGCGCGAGGCACGCGAACAAAAGCUCGAAGCAGCUGCCAAAUCCAAAUCGAAAGAAAAGAAAAGCAGAUCAUCCAAGCACGCGCCCAUGGAGCAAUCGUCCAAACGGGCCGUGACGCGCAAACGCACAGCAGUUGAACUGCCCCCCCGCGCCACGGUCCCGGGAUCCCCGCUUCGAUGCGGCCGUGAUGGGUCACAGUGGAGUCGGGAAGCACCCGCAUGGCGGUACCGGGCGUCUGAGCUUAAUGAUCUGAAGGAGCAGAUGAGGAAGACGAAGAAUCCUCAGCAGAAGGAGAAGCUUAAGGGGGAGAUUCGACGGGCGCAGGACAAAAUGCGGUCUGCGCAAAAUAAGAAGCGUGAGGCGGAGGUGCAGGCUGAGCAUAAAAAGCGUGAAAAGCAGUUGAUUCGGGAGGGCAAGAAGGCCAACCCAUACUAUCUUAAGAACUCGGACUUGAAGAAGCAGGUUCUUGAGCGCAAGUAUGAGGAGAUGGGAUCGCGGGAGCGUGCAAAGGCACUUGAGAGGAGACGCAAGAAGAUGACUUCCAAGGAGCGGAAGGAGAUGCCUUGGGAGAGGAGAGGGGCUGAGGGUGGUGGUGAUGGGGGUAUGCCUAAUGGGGGAAAGAGGAGGAGAUUGGAGUAG